Messenger RNA from Talpa occidentalis (Iberian mole), 5361 nucleotides. It is a transcript of the gene CHST12, whose product is annotated as carbohydrate sulfotransferase 12. Gene Ontology annotation, molecular function: sulfotransferase activity. Gene Ontology annotation, biological process: proteoglycan biosynthetic process; carbohydrate biosynthetic process. The record is from RefSeq and is a predicted model, not a curated record. Gene Ontology annotation, cellular component: membrane. The coding region runs from base 178 to 1437 and encodes 419 amino acids. The transcript has 2 exons. NCBI's taxonomy places the organism in Eukaryota, Metazoa, Chordata, Mammalia, Eulipotyphla, Talpidae.
CUCAGCUUCAGAAAGGGAGGAACCGCUGUUGUGUACAACAGCAUAGAGGAAUCUCCAAGUAAUUGUGAUGAGUGGAAGAUCACAGAUCAAAGUUCCCGAGAGCCCACCAUCCCAUCUCUACAUGAGGCUGAAGUGAGGGUGUCUAGGAGAAAGGGCUUUGCCCUGCCCAGGGCCAGAAUGACCAAGCCCCGGCUCUUCCGCUUGUGGCUGGCCCUGGGGUCGGUCUUCAUGAUCCUGCUGAUCAUCGUAUACUGGGACAACGUGGGCACUGCCCACUUCUACCUGCACACAGCGGUCUCCAGGCCGCACUCUCCAGGGCCCCUCCCCACCCCGGGGCAGGGGCCGGAGAAGGAGCUCUCAGCUGAUGUGGAUGAGUUUUUGGAGAAGCUCCUCAGUUCUGACACGAAGCAGAAUGUCCUUUCCAGUAAAAAGACGGAGCAGCCGCCACCUCCCGUCUCCGGCAGACCCGUGCUGGGCAACAUGGAGGAGAGCGUGCGGGGCUACGACUGGUCCACCCACGACGCCCAGCAGAACCCGGACCCCGUGGAGCGGCAGGCGGAGAGGAGGAGCGUGCUGCGGGAGUUCUGUGCCAACGCCAGCUUCGUGUUCCCGGCCAAGGAGCGCUCCUUCGAUGACAUUCCCAACUACGAGCUGAACCACCUCAUCGUGGACGACCGCCACGGCGUCAUCUACUGCUACGUGCCCAAGGUGGCCUGCACCAACUGGAAGCGCGUGAUGAUCGUGCUCAGCGAGAGCCUCCUGGACCAGGGCGUGCCCUACCGCGACCCCCUGGACAUCCCACGGGAGUACGUGCACAACUCCAGCACGCACCUGACCUUCAACAAGUUCUGGCGCCGCUACGGGAAGUUCUCCCGCCACCUCAUGAAGAUCAAGCUCAAGAAGUACACCAAGUUCCUCUUCGUGCGGGACCCCUUUGUGCGCCUCAUCUCGGCCUUCCGCAGCAAGUUUGAGCUGGAGAACGAAGAGUUCUACCGCAAGUUCGCCGUGCCCAUGCUGCAGAUGUACUCCAACCACACCAGCCUGCCCGCCUCGGUCAGCGAGGCGUUCAGCGCGGGCCUCAAGGUGUCCUUCUCCAACUUCAUCCAGUACCUGCUGGACCCCCACACGGAGAAGCUGGGGCCCUUCAACGAGCACUGGCGGCAGGUGCACCGCCUCUGUCACCCCUGCCAGAUCGACUAUGACUUUGUGGGGAAGUUGGAGACGCUGGACCAGGACGCUGCCCAGCUGCUGCGGCUCCUCAAGGUGGACAAGAACCUACACUUCCCCCCCAGCUACCGGAACAGAACUGCCAGCAGCUGGGAGGAGGACUGGUUCGCCAAGAUCCCCCUGGCCUGGAGGCAGCAGCUGUACAAACUCUAUGAGGCAGAUUUUGUUCUCUUUGGCUACCCCAAGCCUGAGAACCUGCUUAGAGACUAGAGGCCUUUAGGGGGACAUCCUGGACACCAAAAAAAAAAAAAACAAAACAAACUGUGCUGAUGUUGUGACUUCAAAUGAAGGGUCUGCUGAGCCAUGGCCAUAUUCCUGAGGGCGGAGUGACCAGUGACCACACAUAUUUUCCUAGGACUUCGCUUCCUUCCCGGUUUGGCACUUUGCAGUUCCGCAGUGCUCCUGGAAUUGGCCACACCCACACUCCAGUUUUUAAAAUAAUCUACGAUUUUGCAAUCUAGACUCAUUGUUGACUCCACUGCCUCUAUUCAUUGAGUACAGUGUUAAUAUUGUUUUUUUAAGAUUAAUAUAUUUCAGAUAUUUAAUAUGGAAAGUGGCGAGGAGAAUAAUGGAGUAAAGAGUCGCAUCUGCUCUGCCUGCCCUGGUGCUUAUUCUGGUGGUGAGAUCGCUGCAGGAGUGGUGAUGGCUGACAGCCAGGCCCCAGAAACUCGACUCUAGGAAGGGAGAUUUGAGGUUUUCCUGGGUUGUCUUCAGCAAAAAAGGAGCAUAAAUUUGAAAUCAGGCCUUACCUGUCUCUGUAAAAAGGUAGCAGACAAACCCUUCAAAAGUGAAAGCCCUUUAUUGUGUGAUAGAGCUGCACAGGGAACAUGGUUAAGCAAGGGUUUGGUAUUUGAGAUCCAGUCAGAGGAAAACUGUCCUUCCAGGUCACAGUUAGAGCAGCGGGGUUUUAACUCCAACUGUCCCCUUUCAUUUUUAGAUCAGGGCUGGGUGCAGGUAGGAAUUCACCCUAGGGUCCGUUUCUCCGGCAUCAGCAAGGUGAAGCCCAGAGUGAUUGGGCUAUGGCGUGGCUGCUUGGCCUCAGCUCCAUGAGGAUCCCCUUGAGGACGUGACUGCACCUGUCACCAUUGUCUGUUCUAGUCUCGGGAGACUCUCUUUCAACAUCUGGGUCACGUUCCUUUGCAGUUUUUGCUGUGAGUCUGUAAUGGUGAGGAGUUGACAGUGAUUGUGUGGUUUUUGGGUGUCACGUUUGACCUUGUCUUUUUUGUCUGUAGCAUUUGGUCAGCAGUGCCCACAGAGGUGUGGGCAGUGCACUUAGAAAAACUCCACUUGAGUCUGAGUGUGCGUGUCCCUGCUUUUCCUGGCUCAGAGGUGGUACUGAGACUCCCUUCCCAGACUUGAGACUCCCUGGUGUUAGAAACCAUCUGCUUUCCUUUGUAUGAAGCCCUCAUUUUUAUUUAUUAUUUAUUUUUUUAAAAGAUUUAUUUAUUUUUAUACAAGAGCUGCGAUACGGGCCAGAGGCACGGAGAGUGAGAGGAUUCACCAGAGACAGAGCAGGGAGCAGAACAGGCAGACGACAGAAAUACACUGCUGAGGGGAGCAGCGGGCAUGACAGGAGAGGUCUGCCGCGCCAUGUGGGAUUCUCGCCAGCUGACUGGGAUCGAACCCACGCUGCAGAGGCUGCGAACAGUUUUACAGUGCUGUGCUCAACCUGCUGCGCCACCAGGGAGGCCCCCCUCAUUUUUAUAAAAACAAAACACAGCAAAGAUACUAAACCCAAGGAGUCCAGUUUUAGAAUAAUUAGCUGCAGGACCACUGUCGUCUGGCUCUCUGCCUGGACACCUGUUCCCCCAGAAAUUGUCUGUCACUUGUACACCAGCUGGGCGUUAGAUCACCAAGUGGACAAGGUGGCUCUGCCUUCUGGGAACUUCGUGAUCUAAUGUGUGAGAGAGUGGGACCCCGUCCUACACCAGUGCCUUCAAGGACAGUGUGUCAGGGGAGAGCAUGAAGGCAGGCCUCCUGAGAAGGAAGUGGUCUUUGGGCUUGACCAGAAGGGUGGGUGAGGUUUUGUUGUUCAGGGUAGCGUGGGUAGCAUCAUGUAUGGGGAUGGUAGGUAAUACCUGCUGGCAUUUAUUGCUCCUUUAAUCUCCUCUCUGAGAUUAUUAGUGUCUUCUCUAGUGACACAGCAAGCAAAGACUAGGGAGAGGCAGGACCUGGAACUGGGCGCGACUGCAGCCAUGGUGGGUGCGCUUCAUCCCCACCCACAGGGACCUGCCAGGUCGCAGGCUCUGAGAGGAGACGGGGUGUGGAGUCUGGCGCCUUGACAGGACAGGCCAGCAAUUGAAAUUUCACUUAAAAGGCAGCAGCGAGGUGUUGAGGUUUUGGGCUGGAGGAGUCUGGGUGCUUUGGAGUCUGUCUGAUGUGGGUGUGUGGAGUGAAGGGACAGAGAAACCAGUCAGCAGGCAGCUGUAGGCACCCGCAGGGAAGGGGCCACACCCGGGAUGUGGGGUGAAGAAGAUGUGGCAGGGCCUGGUGACUGGAAGGGCAGGUCCACUCUGGGGAAGAGGUGCCACCUUUUCCUUCUGGCCUUUUCUCAGGUAUGAGGAACGGGGCUGGGAAUGCCAGAGAUGGUCAUUACUUAGCAAUACGUUUCCCUGGGGGCAGGGUCAGCCAAGUGCUUGAUUACAGGGAGGCUGCUUCAUGCCUCUGCAGGGCAGGGUCUUCCCUGUGAAGGAAGAGAGAAGCAGGAAGAAAUUAGGAAAAUGUAGCAAAGACCUUUCUUCUGAUCAGUAACUUUUUAUAAACCACUCUGUGUGAAACACAGAUUUGACCGGUGCCUUUGUCCUGCAAGUCACAUGUCACAAUGUUAGAAGUGAGUUGAGAGAAUGUCUUGAGAAGAGCGCAUGGAACAGUUUCAUCUGCCUUACGGAUACCUAACACUGUGGGUUUCACUCCUGUGUUAUAAUUUUGAGUAAUGUAUUCUUCCGAAAAAGCCAUGAUGUUUAAAGUAACCACCUCAUGAUUUCACAGUACCUCUUACCCAUUGGGGUGAGCCUGGCACUCCUUCUGUGGUGUUCAGACAGACCUCAGACACACCAGGCAGUGAGCAAUUCAAGGACAAGACGCGUCUCAUUUGUGGCUUUAUCGCUGGGUCUUCUCAGUGUUUUCCUAGGUUGACUUUCCUGAGUGUCAGGGACACAUUUGCAGGGCUGUUGGAGGGCUGUUGGAGGUCCAGGGGCUGGUUGGAGAAAAUGCCAGGUGCAUCCACACACCCACCCAUGUGCCCUUGCCAGGUCCCAGCUGCUGCCUGAGGCUGAGGUCCAAUGGCAGAGAAGGAAGACGGACUCGAGGGAGAGAGGGGAGUCUCCCUCAGCGCCUUCCUGGGCCGUGUGCCUGGGAACUCCUAUUCCUCAUUCUUUGCCCUUUGCCUAACCACAGAACAAUAUCUUGUAGAGAAGUUGAGCUCUAUAUCGUUUUUUCUGCUAAGAAAUACUAUUAAAAGUUUUUAAAUUGAUAUUGUACAGUUAGAUAAUUUAACCAAACAAUUCCAUGAACUUAACAUUCUUGAACUGUUUGCCUCUGGCCUCCAAGUCUCAUCAGUACAUUUACCCCCAGUCCUAAUGAUGCUGUGGUUUGUGGCACAAAAUGAUGUGCCGGGUAUCCUUCCUGCGUCUCCAGCGUAGUGGCCAGCGUACUAUGCCCAUGUACAGUCAGGCAGCGGGGUGCGGGGGGCUCGCCCCACACCUGAACCGGCGCCAGGCCCCACCUGUCCUGGACUUGGGCCUCCAGCCUAGGGCGCUGUGCAUCUUGUAUCUCACCAGGUAUUUGGCAGGGUUGUGGGGCAUGUCUGGAGGGUGUGUGCAUGUGUGUGGGGUGAGUGUGCAUGUUAUGCUGUCCUUCUUUACGCCUCUAAUGUCUGCUAUCCGUUUUCAUGCGUUCAUUCAGCAUAUUCGCAUAACAGCUUCUAAUGAAUAUGUAGGUGAGUUCUGCUCUAUUGCUUUCAUUAUGUUUUGAAGGAAUUUCCACUUUUGAAGAAUUUUGAGUUUGAUUUUUUUUUUAAAAGAUUUAUUUAUUUAUACAUGCACUGGGUACAGUCAGAAGCGCGGGAGGGUGAGAGAAUUCACCAGAGCCAGAGCCGGGAGCAGAACAGGCAGAAGGACCGAAGUACACUGCUGA